Messenger RNA from Didymodactylos carnosus, 1433 nucleotides. Lineage: Eukaryota; Metazoa; Rotifera; Eurotatoria; Philodinida; Philodinidae. The record is from the annotation of a GenBank genome assembly.
GUAACAUGGCCUUGACUGCGUUGCCCUCUUUCACAAUAUGAAUUAUUUGAUGGUUUGUCUCCAUGGUAUCAGACCUUUACAACGCAGAAACCUUCCCCAAUGCCUAAUUGCGUUUUGCUUGAAAUCUCUGAUUAUUUGUAAGGUGCUCCAAAUUCAAACGUCGAGCACUAUAUUAUUUUUCGCUCGAAUAUACCUCAUUCGAUAAUCAUAUUGAUCAUUUUUUAUCCAACAAAACUGAAUAUUAUUUAUUGAACGAUGAGGAAGUACCAAAAUGGGUCCAGCCAACAGCACCAAAGCCCAGAGUUUUGAUUUGUAAGUUAAAAAAGUUGUUUUUUCUCCUUCAACUUUUUAUUUUCUUUUUAUUUUUGCUCUUGUUUUUUUCUCAAAUUUUUUCAGGUCACGAUGAAUGUACUUUUCGUAGUGGAGAGGUUAGUGCGCGUAGAUGUGUGAUCGAUGAUUCGGCACCCUUUUUUAGCAAAGGUCGUGGUCGAAGCUACAUGAUUUCCGAUUUUUUGGUCAUCCAUCCAUCAUCGCCAUAUUUUCAAUUAAGUCCAGCUGAAUGGAAUCAAGCAACUCAACGAUAUCCAAAAUUAUUGGAAGAAGUAGAUAUUAUUUAUGAAAAAUUUUCGGCAUCAGCAGCAAUAAAUAUUGGAAGUGAUUUAUAUAUGGACAACGAAUUGAUUUUAGAACAAUUUGAACGAUUAUUUCAAAUGUUACAGUUCAAAGAAGAAUACAAGACGCAUACUAUUGAAGUGUUAGUGGAUAAUGCAAGAACUCAUACUAGCAAGAAAUUUAGUGUUAAUGAUUUUAAUAUGAAACCAGGUACCCGGUGUCCAGUUCAAUCAAUUGAAUAUUUAGAUCCAGCUACAAAUCAACGAAAAACAAUCAAUUGUUAUUUUACAGAUGGUGAGAACAAAGGAAAAUCACGUGGAUUACUCAACAUUGCAUUGAACUUGGGAUUGAAGGUGCCGUUAAAUUGCAAACUUCAACAAUUAAAAGAAUUAGUUAGCCAACAUCCAGCAUUCCAAAAUGUUACAAAAUUAGAAAAAUUAGGGACGCAAUAUGGAAUUCAAGUGUUAUAUGUGCCAAAAUAUCAUUGUGAAUUAAAUCCUAUUGAAGGUUAUUGGUGUCAUAUGAAACAAUUUGUUCGCAAACACAAUGAUCAAACAUUCAACAAGAUGGUAUCAUUAAUUGGUGAAGCGAGAAAAAAUUUUAAAGAUCGUCAAAUAUAUUUAGAAUUAUGUAGAAGAUUCUGGACAACAUUAAUAGCAUACAAUGAUGGUAAAGAUUACAAACAAGUAUUGCAAAUACCAAUUUAUGCUGUUUAUGGAGAUAGAGAACAGGGAGAUGAACCUUGUGGAAAAAAUUUCGAAGAGUUCGAUUUUGCUAAAGAGCGCGCAAUCAUUUCACUCACCGUAGCUGCUACUCGAUAG